This is a messenger RNA of Heterobasidion irregulare TC 32-1, 1588 nucleotides long. Its product is annotated as Non-catalytic module family EXPN protein. Bases 151 to 1164 code for a protein of 337 amino acids. The transcript has 5 exons. The record is from RefSeq and is a predicted model, not a curated record. NCBI's taxonomy places the organism in Eukaryota, Fungi, Basidiomycota, Agaricomycetes, Russulales, Bondarzewiaceae.
UUCCCUUGAAGUCCCCUCCUCGCCUUCUCCUCGCGUUUUUGCAACGUCGACUGUGUUCGGUGUCUCUCGCUUAUAUAGUCCCCUCCCUCGACUUUUCAGUCAACUCACUCUCUUUACCCUCUCCUCGAAGCUACAGUCUUCUCUCUCGCAAUGUUCAACCUCCUUCCCCUCGCCUCGGUCGCGCUCUUCGCCGCCUCAUCUGUGAACGCCAUCGUCGUUCCCCGCAGGGACCCUCCUGCAGGAUGGGCGACCAACUACCUUGAGGACUACACCACGUACCACGUUCGCUACCUUGCACUCGACUGCCAAGACAAGCACAAUACCGAUUUCUUCGACCAGUGCUGCCAUCCGUUGUUGGCUACCGAGACAUUGCAGACCGCGCGCGCGUCUCAAUGUAUCCCCUCUGCCGCCGCCUCUGUCUCUGCAUCAGCCGCGGAGCCCUCGUCAACGGUCGCUACCCCUGCCGAUGAUGAUUGCGAUGACGAUGAUGAGCCCGUCAGCAGUGCCGCUGCGCCCACCUCUCAAGUCGCCGUAGCUACCUCGCAAGUUGCUAUUGUUUCUACAUCGCCCUCGCCCUCGCCCACUCCCAAGUCAACCAAGGUCAAAGAUUCUUCUACAAAGGCCGAGGCACCUGCUUCAUCGCCCGCACCUACCACUUCCGCUACGCCUGUCACUUCCGCUAUGCCUGUCACUUCCGCUGCGCCUGUCACUUCCGCUGCACUUGUCACUUCCGCCACGCCUGAGUCCACGUCGAAGAAGCCCGCUUCAUCGUCUGCCAAGCCUUCGAAGACCUCCUCGAGUGCUCCUGCUGCUACUUCUGCCAGCUCCAUUUCUGACAGCGUCGGCCAAAUUUUGUCUGGUGGAUUCGCUACCUUCUUCUAUCAGGGUGGUGUUGCCGGCGCUUGCGGCGUCGUCCACUCUGACAACGACCUCAUCGCUGCCAUCGAUCAGGACCGCUACGGCGACUCGGGCGAGAAGUCUGACCUCUGCGGAAAGCAGGUGAAGAUCACAAACACCAACAACCAGAAGAGUGUCACCGUCACUAUCGUUGAUGAUUGCCCUACUUGUGUGUCUUCCAACUCGAUUGAUCUCUCCGUCGGCGCCUUCACAGCCAUCGCUACGGAGGAUGAGGGUAUGGUCCCGAUCACGUGGUCAUUCGUCUAAACCCUCCCCGUUCACGGACAGUUUCCCGCACAUAUUCUGUUUCCUCUGCUGCAUUGAUACGCUUUUUUCUUGGGGCUUGCCCUCUAGGCUAUUGGUGGUUUGGCGCUGGGAGAGAUGAGAGCUUUGAUACGAGACUAACGACCCUGGUGGCGGUGGCCUUCCUAUACUUUACUCUUGCCGCUCAUCGUCCAUGCCCCCAUUCCCUAUUUGCUCUGAAAAAAUUUAUGCUCGUCGGUUAUCUUUAUUACAUGGGUCUACUUAACAGAGCACGCAUAUAGUUUCCAUACAGUUGAUAGCUAGCUACGCCUCAAUGGACUCUCGGUCGUGCAGAGCUUUUAUUCGCUGUGCUGAAUGAAAGGAAUGUCUGGUACUUUCAUGAUAUAUGUUAUGUUCUGACUGGUCAGGUUUCGAUGCUGAGAUAUUG